GGCGGGGUCGGGCGCGAGGAGGCGCGGCCGUUGCCUCCGCCGCCGCCGCCACCUGAGGGAAGAAGCGGGGCUGCAGCGGCGGGACCCCGCGCUGAGGUUACCUAACAAAAGAAGAACGUAACUCGGCUGCUGUUCUGUCACGAUGGGGUCAGUUGUGUGGGAAUGUGGUUAAACAUUUUAAUACCUUAACCUAAUAGAUUCUAUAUAAUACUGAGAAAAGAAAAGGCAAGACUUCUCACACACCUGUCUCAAAUACAUCAUCUUCUGGACUGAGCUAACAAUGCUGUAUACAAAGAGUAUUCCAGUUUUGAAGAACCUUAAACAAGGACUGAAAAUAUCACCAUUGAAGUGAAAUCUGAGGGUACAUGAGGCGUUGAAAGAGCUUUCUGACUGGUCUCUAUAACUGGCCCAAUUCUCAGUGCGGAAGGAUGGCUAUUAGCUGGAUGUUCUGUUACCUUUGGCUUUUGGAUGUUUUGGUGGGGCACACAAGAGGGCACAGUUUAUUUUCUUGUGAGCCCAUCAUCUUGCGGAUGUGCCAGGAUCUGCCUUACAAUACCACCUUCAUGCCUAAUCUUCUGAAUCAUUAUGACCAGCAAACAGCAGCAUUAGCAAUGGAGCCAUUUCAUCCCAUGGUGAAUUUGGAAUGCUCUAGAGAUUUUCGACCGUUUCUUUGUGCCCUCUAUGCUCCUGUGUGCAUGGAGUAUGGCCGUGUCACUCUCCCUUGUCGCAGACUCUGUCAGAGAGCAUACAGCGAGUGCUCCAAACUCAUGGAGAUGUUUGGGGUCUCUUGGCCUGAGGAUAUGGAGUGCACCAGAUUCCCAGAUUGCGAUGAGCCAUAUCCUCGUCUUGUUGACCUCAAUUUAGUUGGGGAGCCCACAGAAGAGGCCCCAAUGGCAGUACAGAGGGAUUAUGGUUUUUGGUGUCCUCAGGAGCUGAAAAUAGACCCUGAUUUGGGUUACUCUUUCCUGAGGGUACGGGACUGUUCUCCUCCUUGCCCAAAUAUGUAUUUUCGGCGUGAAGAGCUCUCCUUUGCUCGCUACUUCAUCGGAGUGAUCUCCAUCGUCUGCCUUUCGGCUACCUUGUUUACUUUUUUAACUUUUCUGAUCGAUGUCACAAGAUUUCGCUAUCCAGAAAGACCGAUAAUAUUUUAUGCUGUCUGUUACAUGAUGGUGUCAUUAAUUUUCUUCAUUGGCUUUCUGCUUGAAGACCGAGUAGCAUGUAAUGCAUCUAGCCCUGCCCAGUACAAGGCUUCCACAGUGACACAGGGCUCUCACAACAAAGCCUGCACCAUGCUUUUCAUGGUGCUCUAUUUCUUUACCAUGGCUGGCAGUGUUUGGUGGGUCAUUCUUACCAUCACGUGGUUCUUGGCAGCUGUGCCAAAAUGGGGCAGUGAAGCAAUCGAGAAGAAAGCGUUGCUCUUCCACGCCAGUGCCUGGGGCAUUCCAGGAACUCUAACCAUCAUCCUCUUAGCAAUGAAUAAAAUUGAAGGUGACAAUAUUAGCGGCGUAUGUUUUGUUGGCCUCUAUGAUGUGGAUGCAUUAAGAUACUUUGUACUUGCACCUCUCUGCCUGUAUGUCGUUGUUGGAGUUUCCCUUCUGCUAGCUGGCAUUAUUUCUCUCAAUCGGGUUCGCAUUGAAAUCCCAUUAGAAAAAGAGAACCAGGACAAACUAGUGAAGUUCAUGAUCCGGAUUGGCGUGUUCAGUGUUCUGUACCUCGUGCCACUGUUGGUUGUAAUUGGCUGCUAUUUCUAUGAGCAGGCUUAUCGAGGUGUGUGGGAGACAACAUGGAUUCAAGAACGCUGCAGAGAAUAUCACAUCCCAUGUCCCUAUCAGGUCACUCAGAUGAGUCGUCCAGAUUUGAUUCUCUUUCUCAUGAAAUACCUGAUGGCUUUGGUUGUUGGGAUACCUUCCGUCUUCUGGGUCGGAAGCAAAAAGACCUGUUUCGAGUGGGCUAGCUUUUUCCACGGACGCAGGAAAAAAGAAGUUGUAAAUGAGAGUCGUCAAGUGCUGCAAGAGCCAGACUUUGCUCAGUCUCUUCUGCGAGACCCCAAUACCCCCAUCAUCCGAAAGUCGAGAGGCACUUCCACCCAGGGCACCUCGACUCACGCUUCCUCUACCCAGCUGGCAAUGAUGGACGACCAGAGGAGCAAGGCAGGCAGCGUCCACAGCAAAGUGAGCAGCUACCACGGCAGCCUGCACCGAUCGCGUGACGGACGGUACACUCCCUGCAGCUACAGAGGCGUGGAAGAAAGACUACCUCAUGGCAGCAUGUCACGACUGACUGAUCAUUCCAGGCAUAGCAGUUCUCAUCGGCUUAAUGAACAGUCACGUCACAGCAGCAUCAGGGAUCUCAGCGGCAACCCAAUGACACACAUCACGCACGGGACCAGCAUGAACCGCGUUAUCGAAGAGGAUGGCACCAGCGCUUGAGCCGCUUUUAUCGGAAAGGAGUGGUUGAUGCGGUUGCACGGCUCGCGGUCCCUUCCUCAGUGAUGUGAUAAUAAUGCUCAGUAUUAUCAUGCCUCUCAUUGGGUGCUGAUUUUGUGCAUCAGGAAGCCGAAACUGGCUUCUUCGUGUUGAAGCCAGCGUUCUUGUGCUUGCAUCAGAGCUAGAGUGUUCAGCAAUCUUGAAUUAUUGAGUAAAAAGCUGGUUGCCUCAUUUGAACCUAUCUGUAGGUAAUUAUUUAUUCGAUAACUGUUACUCAUCAGACACCAUUGCUGAAUUUCUUAUUCUUUGUGGCAAAAAAUCUCCCUUUCCCUCCGAUGGCUCUGCAUGUCGGUAGGUGUUACCCCGAAAACUCGCUGGCAGGGUCACGCUGAGAUUUUUUUUCUACGGCAUAAGGCAACUCUUGAAUAUUGAAGGAAUUCCUCCGCGCGCCUCUCUUGAUUCGAUAACAAACUGGUACUUGUUUUUAUCAAGCAGAGGGAGAGGGGACGCGUCUUAAAUGCUGUGUAAAGGACACCUGUGCGAAGUCGGGAGGCAUUUUUAAUGAUUACACUGGAAAUGUGACACAGGAAUGAGCGUUUUGGAGAAGGAAAGGAAAGGAAAGAAAACUCCACUGAUGAUCACCAGCUCUUACCGGAGCUGUUCAGGCUCAGUUGUUGGGAUGGGGUGGGAUGGGAGGGUGGGGGGAAGAGAGAGGCAGGGAAGAGUGAUUUUUGUAUAACUUGUAUUGUCCUUGCUUUUUUACAAAACACUAUUUAAAUUUUCUACUUGUUUACAAUUUAUGUAGGAAGAGAUCAAUUUUAAAAUCAGUUAUCUAGAUAAUAUUCAGCCACUUAUUUUUUAGAUUAAUGUACAAAAGCUGAGAUUGCCUGUUCCUGAUCUAUUUAAAAAAUAAUAAUAAUAAUAGAAAAGCUGAAUUUGUUGCCCAAACUGGAAUGUGCAGCCCUUUCCUUACAAACAGAACAAAUCCUGUUUACAAACCCCGUAGCCUGGGUGAGGAAGGCUGAGGCCAAAUCGGACAGGAGGAGUUUGAUCAGGGAUGGCCCACCUUCCUUGCAAUGUCACGGCUAUUUUUCUUUUGGGAGGAUUCUCUUGGCGCUGAGCAAGCGGGGAGCAGGAAUUUAGACACGGGUGGGAGAAAUCGAGCCAGGAGGGUGGGGACAGAGCAGGAGGCAGCGGCUGGAAACCCGCUGCAUUGUUGUCUUGAGGAGGAGAAGACAGGUAUCCACCACAAAUUGUUGGCUCGUUCCCAGCCAGGAAGCUUGCAUUUCUGAUCGACCUCUACUUGUAGGUUAUUUUCUACUCGUAGGUUAUUUUCUUUUCAUUCCCCACUGCAGAUUCACAGUAGAGAAUUCUCAGUUUGGGCUUUUUUUUGUGUGUAAAUAAUCUGUUGGGGGACAGCGAGUCUGUGUUGACACUGCAGGCAAAAGUCAAGGCAUGUCUCCAAUGGUGCGGUAGAUCUUCUGAAGCAUCUCCUGUAAGAUUCAUUCAGCAUGAGGAAACACUGAUUGCAUUUAAACCUACCUCAGUAAUUACUACAGAUCACUGCUGGGAAAUGAAUACUUAUUUUUUCAUUGUCCUUACAUAAUUCCCUUUUUGACCUGUUUGAGGCAUGUUGAAAAGCCUUUGUACACGCUUAGAUGGCACAACCUCAAGGGCAGGAGUAGGGCAACAGCCCGUGGUGCGUACUUCAGAGGCGUUCGCAAACAGCAGAAGCUGAGCUGCGCUACAAUUACUCGUUUUAAUUCUCGCUGAUGACACAACAGCAAAGCACGUAACCGUGCGCUCUUUGAAAUCAAAGGUCGCCCUGGGAGUCACCGUAUCUUUUGGAAAUGUAUUUACUGUAAUUGUCUUUCUUGCUCCCACCAGGCUUUUGCUCCAAAGGAGAAGCACAAACCAAACGCAACAUCGAGUAACAAAGCUUAGCAACGACCUCUGCGUUGUAAAUCCAGGAGGGAGGUUGCUGCGCCGACUGCCCCGGGGCAGCGCAGAGUCUGCUUUGCCUUUUCUGGGCACACGGCCCCGGGGCACGGCCGCGGGGAUGACUGUCCUGAGAGGCUGGAUCACCUCUUUCAGAGCCGAUGGGUGUGAAAAGUCUUUUGAGCGACUGAAACCGGGGAAACUACAAUUCCCACAAAGGUGGACCCUUUUUUUUUUUUAUUUUCAAAUUUGGCUUCUAGUAAAUAACUUGCUGCUUCAAAGGGAUGAGAGUUUUAGGAAUCUGAAUCUACAAAAGGAGCUGAGUUUUCCUAAACACUGUAACUGAACUAAAGAAGCUCAAGUAUUUAUGUUGAGCUUCUUGGCUCAAUUUCCAGUACUUUUUUUUUUUUUUUUUUAAUUGUAGCAAUGCUUUGACUUGUUUAGAGUCAGGGAGGGGAAUGGUGAUGGAGGUUUGAAAUAUAUCCUGCUUGAAAUCUCAUUAAUUUGUGAGGUUUAGUCCCCGUAUUGUUUCCAGAUGGGAACAUCUAAGCUGUUCCUUGCUCGUGUCUCCUGUUCUCAAGGGACAGGCUCCCAUCACCCCAGAGAGGUGAUUAAAAUGUAAAACUCGAGUUCUGGCUGGGUUUUAUUCCCCCUCCCCCGUAAUCCCAAACCCUCCCUUUUGUCUGCCACACCUGAAUUAGCAUGCUGCUCUCUAUUUCUGCAAAGCGUUCCUUCCUGGGAUUUCAAAGCCCUUCACCAAUGACUGUUUCAGGUUUCACGUGUAAGAUUCCCUGGCCGGGGCACUUGCAGGGCUUCAGCUCCCAAAUCAUCGUGCUUGGGGGCUCUGAAACGUGGCUGAGAUAUUGAACACAGCCCAGCCACCAUCUCUGGCAGAGGUACCAAGGCAUGUUUUUGGGGUGCUUUUCUAUCUGGCACCCCCUGCUAAGCGGCAAGAGCUCCAGAGUGCCUGGUUUCUGGGACCAGUGCCAAUCUUUAAAUUCCCCGGGAGCUGAAACCCCCACCCAGGACAGCCAUUCUGCUGUUCCUGAAAUGCUCUGGUUGUUUUGGGCUUGGGCCGACCUGUCGUACCUGUAGCUGAACGCACGUUCCUCGGGAUUUAACAGCAGCGCCUCGUCCUUCUCCAGCAGAUGCAUGCACUGAAAGCCUGACCCUCUCUCCUUUGAAGCAGGCCGAGAAGUUGUACGUAGCCCCGUUUCUCCAGCUCAUCCCAACGGCAGGCUAAUGUAUCUCCAUCCCGCGCACACCACGACUGAAGCCCCAAAAUACUGCCUUGCAAGAUCGUGAUAUCAAAGCUUCCCAUAAAAUCCAUGGCUGCUUCUUGCCAGUAUUCACAGGGAAUUGAAUCGCCAUUUAAUUUGUGAAUGCAUCGUUUCCUUGGCAGCUGUACGUCCUCGAGAGGUGGCGGGUGGUGGCAGGUGACUCCUGGUCUUCCCUGCAGGCUGUUCGUGAUGUUUGUGAUGUUCUUUCUUCCAUAAUCCUUUCGCAGCUCUCAUCAUUCAUUGAAAUAUGGUGAAUCAGAGAUGCGGUCACGUUGUACGGAAAAGGCUGUCUCAGGACCACGCACAGCCGCCCUCUUGUUGGAUUGGUAGUGCUUGUCUUUUUAAAGCGUAAAAAAAUCCAACAGCAGCAAAAAGCCACAUUUAGUUGUAAGUUUAUUUGUCCGCUCUCAAGUGCUGUCCAUUUUAUUAGCGCUUAGACCUAAAUUUUGCUACGGAAGCUUUAGCUAUAAGCUGAAAUCCAGCCGCAGCCAAAUGAUUCCAGCAAGGAGGGGAGGGAACACCCCUCAGGAAGGGCCGGGGGGGCACAGGAAGAGAUGGGGGAGUUGGAGCUGGCCCUUAAGCGAUGCCCACCCUUCCGGGGGAGCCAACUCCCCAGCCCAGCUCCAGGGGGCCAAGGACCCCCAAAAACGACAGCAGCAGGGUGUGGGCAUCCCCAGCUGUACCGUGGACCCGGGGUGCAGAGUGGAGCAGCCCCCGUGCGGGAGACAUCCCGAGGUUUGCUUUGAGCAGCAGAAUGUCAACUUGAGUGUGAAAUUUCACUCCUGUCCCAAUGUACUUCUAUAACCGGAUCGGGAUUUAUUUUCCCCCACGGCGGGAUGUUUUACGCGGUUUCUGCCUGUUGCGAGCGGCUGUCGGAUCCGUGUGCUGGGGAACUCGGUGCAUGUCACAGCGCUGCCGCCACUUCCAGCGCUUUCCCUUGACGCGCUCGUGUACGUAUUGUAAUUUCAUCCAUUUCUGCGUGAGAGAGGAAGCUUUCGUGUUCGUGAGACCUGUACGUAGAGAGUGCACGUGGCUGUUAGCAUGGGGUAGUACCUGACCGUAGCUGACUUGACUUGCACUCAGCUCUUGGUAGACUUGUUUACAGUAGUCCAGUGUCGGUUUUGUAACGUUUAAUUUUUUAGCACUUUAACUGUGAGUGUACAAACUGUUUAUAUUGUAGUAGGUGUACAUUUUCAUUUUAGAUCUUUAAAAGUUUUUAAUAAAACGAUGGAAAAAUCCUAGUCUCUUCA
Grus americana (Whooping crane) is the source of this 6894-nucleotide messenger RNA. It is a transcript of the gene FZD3, whose product is annotated as frizzled class receptor 3. The transcript has 7 exons. Gene Ontology annotation, biological process: canonical Wnt signaling pathway; non-canonical Wnt signaling pathway. Bases 429 to 2429 code for a protein of 666 amino acids. Gene Ontology annotation, cellular component: plasma membrane. The record is from RefSeq and is a predicted model, not a curated record. Gene Ontology annotation, molecular function: Wnt-protein binding; Wnt receptor activity. NCBI's taxonomy places the organism in Eukaryota, Metazoa, Chordata, Aves, Gruiformes, Gruidae.